Molecule: messenger RNA, 831 nt
Organism: Drosophila busckii
Lineage: Eukaryota; Metazoa; Arthropoda; Insecta; Diptera; Drosophilidae
Exons: 1
Coding region: 39-710 (223 amino acids)
Source: RefSeq, a predicted model, not a curated record
UAUAAUAUAUAAAAUACUAUAUAUGCUAACAAUUCAAAAUGGAAGCUCGUUGCAAGCGACCAGUUUGGCUGCUGUUCAAAUUGGUGGAACUUUUGCUUAGUGUUUGUUGCUGCCAUGUGCACUGGACGUGUUUUACAUUGGAAGGCAUUCCGCAUAUAUUUCUUUUUUGCGCUACCUAUGGCGCUGGAUUCUUCUCUGCCGUGCUGGGCAUCUUACGUUUGUUUUACGCCGAGCGUCCCACUAUGAAAAUGGAGGCGACCAUAAGCGGUGUGCUAGGUGUGCUGAAUCUAAUCACAGUCUAUGCUUAUAUGUAUCUCACGCGAGUUGACAAGCGUGCAUUGUUUUAUAAGGAAACUGAAAUGGAGGAUAAUGGCUUGUUCACCUGUUGUCGGGAUAGUGCUAUUUUGGGUUUAAAUGCUGUGUCAGUUUAUUUUCUACACUGUAGCCUGGCUAUGGAUAUGUUGAUUACUCAUGCUCCGUCGCUGCAGCCCUGGACCUAUCAAAAUCGUGGCUUGAAAUAUCUGCGGCAUCCUCAGCCCAGCAAACGGCCACUUAAAUUGUAUUUUAUCAGCAGGGACGUGGAGGCUUAUCUCACUCAGUAUUAUUGGUUUAGAUUUCUGUCGAGCAGCAUGGUGCGCAGGGAGAGCACGCAUGCCGUUUCUAUAGUUGGGACGGAAUCCACAAUUGCUUAUAGGAGUGAAGAUGCUUAAAUGUGCGCGCUCGAUUACAAUAAGUAUAGCUGCCUAUCGUCAAUCGAUUCAAUUAUUUCAUUUGUAAAAUUAGUAUGACCAGAGUAUAAAUAAGAAAGCUAUCGACUAGCGAUUACAUAUC